Molecule: messenger RNA, 1011 nt
Organism: Cooperia oncophora
Lineage: Eukaryota; Metazoa; Nematoda; Chromadorea; Rhabditida; Trichostrongylidae
Source: the annotation of a GenBank genome assembly
AUGGCCAUAUCAAAGUUGAUGUUUGUUCUGGUGAUUAUAUUUGGCUCAAGCUCAUGGAUGGGUACGAAUUCUAUUUGGAUGCAACUUCCACUCCUCACAGCGAACCUGCCAGAAGGAUGGGGAUUACCAAGUUUUCUUGCCGCUGUGGUUCAGAUUGCGUGUAUUGGCCCUCUAAUCUACACACUACUGCAUAAGGGUUGUCGUUCAAUAACCUUACCCACGGUACCGCUCAUCACAGCAUUUCUCACCCUUGCUUCUUUUUGUCAGCUCGGUGCUGGACAUUACGAAUGCGAAGGCUCUGUGCCGCUUUAUUCACCCCCACGGUUUAGCGCCUCUUCCUUUUUCUUUCUUAUUUUCUGUUGGACUCUAACAGCAACGGUUGCUUUUGAGAUCUUAUCCAGAAAAGGAGGACAUAAGAACACUCCACCGAAAUCCACGGGAAGUAGCGCGCAUGAAGCGACACCACUAAAUGGAACCAGCUCAAAAUCUGCAGAAAGCAUUCAACUAACAGCAACCGCAACAGAUGAGGAUGGCGAUGAGGUGAUCGUGAAAAAGCCGUCAUCAGCUGAAUCGACGAGCAUCAGCGGCAGUAGCUAUAUGCUAAUCCUUAUGGCCACUGCACUUGUUAAUGCUCAAAUGAAUGGUGUAAUUCCAAGUGUACAAAGCUAUGCUGCUCUACCUUACUCUCAGGCGACGUAUCACUAUGGAAUUGCUUUGGCUAAUAUAGUUUCUCCCUGUAUGUCAUUUUUACCGUUCUUUAUCAAAGUGAGGUCCAUACCGGGUCCUUGUCGGGUUGACAUUCUGUUCUCAUGUAUGACUGCUUUUCAUAAUAUAUCUUGCCUCACUGAGUCCCAAUCUGAUCUUCGAUUCAGUCACCGCUGGCAGUUUCUUAUUGUGAGUGCUAUGACAGCCGCUGGACUACAUUCGUACCUCCGUGUAGUGUUCGCGUCACUACUGCGUGAAGGUGAACAGAGUGAGAGCAGGUUGUUCUGGUGUGGAGUUUUCAUUCAG